AUGGCCACUUUACCUAAACCCGCCACUUCAAAUUUGGUUAAAGGUAAAAAGCAUAUUUCAUUUCAUAAAAAUCCCGUGGUUGCUAGGACGACACCUGCUUCUGCAACUGGUGCACCCACUACUACUACACCUACACCUACCGGGGCUGCAGUCGCUUCAAAUAUUCCUUCUGCACAUGACCACAGGAAACGUCUUCUAUGUGAGGCGUCUCCCUCGAUCAUAGGUAGUUGUCGGGCCAACAAGCUUCGACGACUAACUCCCGGUCAUUCAUACUCUGAGAAUAACGACGAUGAUGAUGACGAUGAGGACGACGAUAUCUUUUUUGGCAUCUCGCCUUCUAAGAAGCAACAACCAAACGGUUUGAUUCCCUUGUCACCUCCUCCUAUUGUCUAUUCGAGCUCUGAAGAGGAAGAGGAUGAAGAUGACGAUGAAGAUGAUGUCGAUGGUCACAAUAUUGCAGUGACUGCUUCGUCGAACUUGACAUCCAACCCAUCUUCUUUUUACCACAAGAGAUCGAGAACCCUUUCUAACUCGUCGUUGUCUCAACAUAGAAAGUUGUCUCGUUCACACUCUUCGUCUUCUGGCGGAGCUGCUCGCAGAAUGUCUUUAUACUCUGCAGCUGGCUUUGGUGGUGCUGCCGCUGGAGGGUCUCCCUGUGGCCAGGGAGGCCACGGCCACCACCGCCGUCGAAGAUCGAUGUCAGUCCCUGAGUCUGAUCAAAUCUCUCGUCAAAGAUGCUUUGACUACCUUGUGUCGGCAAUCGACGCAGUGUGGGCUCAGUACUGCGACUGUACGUCGUUUGCCGAGUCGGAGAUCUAUGACAACAAGAAACAACAGAAUGGAUCGUAUCCAUACGAAUACCCCGAGCAACAGGAUCUUCCUUGCUCGCCUGUAAGCCUCUGUGAAGAGGAUAUGGGUAUGGACGAGCCAGUUCUGACCCCCAACACGGCAGUUUCCGAGCAACCCACCAGUGUUCGUCUGAUGAACCUUAAGGAACGCUUGCUGAAGGCCAAAUACUUUUUUGUCGACCUGCUAGAAACCCUCGACAUGGAAAAAUCGGCCCAGUUCUGGCACAGAUGGGAUCUUGUCAAGUAUGCCACUAUCGAGCUUGUCGAAGAGGCCGACGACGACGAGACCAUUGAAGACGUCAGUGCCGAGCUUGAGGAGGGCCGCUACUACGGCAUGAGAUGCUAG
Molecule: messenger RNA, 1194 nt
Organism: Sugiyamaella lignohabitans
Lineage: Eukaryota; Fungi; Ascomycota; Dipodascomycetes; Dipodascales; Trichomonascaceae
Exons: 1
Coding region: 1-1194 (397 amino acids)
Source: RefSeq, a predicted model, not a curated record